Messenger RNA from Hydra vulgaris (swiftwater hydra), 2229 nucleotides. Its product is annotated as proton-coupled folate transporter. Gene Ontology annotation, cellular component: membrane. The record is from RefSeq and is a predicted model, not a curated record. Lineage: Eukaryota; Metazoa; Cnidaria; Hydrozoa; Anthoathecata; Hydridae. Gene Ontology annotation, molecular function: transmembrane transporter activity. Gene Ontology annotation, biological process: transmembrane transport.
AAAAAUUUUUUCAGAAAACGAAAAAAAUAAUAAUAAUGAAAAGAAACUUUUUUUUAAAAUAAAUGUUCUAUAUUUAUGGAUUGCAUCCAAAUCUUCAAUGAAUUUAUGUGUUAAAGCUCAAGCAGAUGAAUAUUUCAGUAUGUCAUUAAUGACAUUUCAUGCAAGAACAGAUAUUUUUAUAAAAACACAUGCACAUAAAGUAAAAUAAAAAUCAACACCUUUUAAAUAUACAUUCAUAUAUAUUUUAUGAAUAAAAAUUUCAUAGCUGAACAAUAAUGAAACAAUGGAGGUAUAUUAUUGAACCCAUGUUCAUUUUUUACUAUACUGGAAUUCUUCUUCAAAUGCCUGUUAUUCAGCAGUAUAUUUAUAGUUGGUAUAGCAUCGAGUAUGGUCUUGAUUAUCAUUAUGAUACCCAAUCAAACUCUUGUACUAGCGGCAAAAACAACAUAUCAGAAAUGGCUUUGGAAAAGAUUGUUCAAAACAAAGUUUCGAGUUUUUAUGCUGGUUUAGCGUUAUGUCAAAACAUACCAUGCAUUGUAACAUUGCUUUUCUAUGGAUCUCUAUCUGAUAUUGUUGGUAGAAAACCAAUAAUGGUGGUGACUACAGCUAUGUCAACUAUCUAUUUAAUAAUUUCAACAAUAACAGUGUGGUUGAAACUCAAUAUUAAAUUUAUUUAUAUAGGUGCUUUUUUAGAUGGGUUUGGAGGAUCCUAUCCAGGACUAGUUAUGUCAGCAACUGCAUAUUUGGCAGAUGUGACUCAAAAGGAUAAAUUAUCAUUACGUCUUGCAAUCUUUGAAUCAGCUGUAUUAGUUUCUCUAGCAACCUCUUUUUAUACGAGUGGGAUAUUCAUAGAAAAAUACUCUUUUGUUAUCCCAGAAAUUUUUAUCACUUGCUUAAUAAGUCUAUCUUUUCUAUGGGCAUUGUUUGUAUUAAAAGAAUCAUUGGAUUUUAGUAUACUUGAUGAUGAAAAAAAGAAAAUAAAAUUUAAAACUGUUGUUGGUAUGCCAGCAACAUUAUUGGCAUGUUGGAAACGACAGUACUUUCAGAGACAAGCAUUAGUCUCGGCCAUUUUAUCACUUUCUUUUAGUAAUGUUCUUGCAAUUCAAUUACUCACAUUUUUAACAUUAUAUUUAUUAAACACCCCUCUUUGUUUUAAUGCAAUAAGCAACGGGUAUUAUAUUGGUACAUUACUCGUUACUUUAUCAGUUGGUAGUGCACUUGGUGUUAAACUUGGUCUAAAAUUUCUGCCAGCACCAAUGGUUAUAUUGAUCUCAUAUGGUUUUGGAUCUGCAUAUUAUUUUUUGCUUGCAUUCUCUCAUGAUAUAAAGUUAUUAUACUCAGGAUUAGUUUUAAAGUCAUUUUCUUUGCUUCAUGUACCAAUAUUGCGAUCUAUAGUUUCAAGUUUGGUCAUCACUACAGAUAGAGGUUCAAUUUUUUCAAUAAUGGUUUGCUUAGAUCAAGUAUUGAACUUAUUGUUUACUCAGCUUUUCAGUUACCUCUACAAUAAAAUUAAUCAAAAUGGAUAUUUUUUUUUUGUACCUGGGAGUUUGUACAUUAUUCCUUCAAUUUUGAUUGUAUUAUAUUGGGUGAUAACUUCUAAAAAAAAAGACGAUAAAUUACCUUUAAUAAUUUACCCUUAAAAACGAGAAAACAUGGUUGCUAAGAAACAAAGUCGUUUUAGAAAGGAGAAAAAAGAGUAAAAAUUAAAGUUUGUUGGAAAAUGUGACAUCAUGCAUAAAUUAACGAUUUAAUAAAAGAUACCACUUGAGAAUUUUUGUAAUAUAUAGUUUAUUUUUUUACAGUUAAUAUUUUUUAUAAUAUUUUUUUAUCCAAUAAAGGCUUAACCCUUCAAAACGAUACCAUUUUUAAAUUUUUUGUAAUAUAGUUUAUUUUUUAAAAAGCUAAUGAUUUUUUUAUAUUUCUUUUAUCAUUUAAUGACUUAACCCCAUAAAAGAUACCACUCGAAAAUUUUUGUAAUAUAGUUUUUUUGUUGAUUAUAUUUUUAUUAUAUUUCUUUUAUCAUUUAAAGAUUUAACUCAAAGAAGGGUAUCAUUUAAGAAGGGUAUCAUUUAAUCUUUUUGGGGGUUGAAUCUUUCAAUUUUUAAAAGGUGGCAUGUCAUUACAAGAUUGUAAUUUCAUGCAGCUUUGACACUUCCUAUUGUAUAUAAUUAAGCUGUUUAAAAAAAUAAUCAGUUUUGAGUUUAAAAAAGUAUUAAAAAUAGUAAUAAA